Messenger RNA from Quercus lobata, 1486 nucleotides. RefSeq lists its product as uncharacterized. Bases 923 to 1486 code for a protein of 187 amino acids. The transcript is spliced from 3 exons. Lineage: Eukaryota; Viridiplantae; Streptophyta; Magnoliopsida; Fagales; Fagaceae. The record is from RefSeq and is a predicted model, not a curated record.
CCUUUUUUUUUAGUCUAAUUUUGGUUUAACACAAACGCACGACGGCGCCAGGCAGAGAAAGGGGAAGGAGAGAUUGACGCUAGCCUACGCGACGCCGCCUCCCUCUGACCUGUCGCCGGUGGAGACCCAAGCCCUAGCCACCACCGGCGAUAGCCAAGCCUUAGUCACCACCGGCGAUAGCCCAAGCCUUAGUCACCACCGGCGAAAGCCAUUGAGCCGUGUCCCUUCUUCCCUCGCACAACCAUUGACCCGCCUCCCUCCUCCCAUCUCAGGAGUUGAAUGAACCUGUGCUUUCAUUCCGUAAGUCUUCUGUCUUCAGCUGAAAGUUUUCGAAGGCCUCAGACACUGCUUCCACCUGUAUGUAACAUUUGCAUAUAAUUCAUGGUCAUAGAGAAAUAUCCUAACCAUGUAGUGGUGGACCCUUUGUGUCUAUUAGUGAGUUUUUUUUUUUUUUGAGAAACCGCCCCCUGCAAAAGAGGGGGGGAGCUAAGAAUUCAUUAAAAUUUCAUCCAUAUAGGCUACAUUAGAGACAUCAGGGACUUCUUCGAUCCAUGUACAAAAAGGAGAGAAAUUACAUGCAGCUCUUGCUAAGCUAUGAGCUACCUUGUUUCCCUGCCUGCGAGUAUGCCUAAAAACUAAAUGUCUGAAAUGAGAGGAAAGGACCUUGAUGUCAGCAAGAAUGUGACCAAAGCUUGCCGAAGAGAAACUCCCAUUCAUCAUAGCACGGAUGGCUGUGUCUAUUAGAAUGGACGACUUUGACUUCACAAUCGCUCUUUACUAUUGGGGGAAGAUUAGGAAUAAUCCAUAUAGAUACGAAGGAGGGGAGGUAAAGAUAUACGAAGACAAUAAUUCCGAUGAAAUGUCACUUGUCGAGAUAUGAAAUAAGGCCAAAAAUUUUGGGUAUGGUGAAAAUGAUGUAUUUAUGUACAGAGUGCCUACUAUGCCAUUUGCAGGUGGUUUAAAACCUUUGGAGAAUGAUGUUGAUGUAAUGAACAUGGUGAAGUGUAUUAGAGGUUAUAAUGAAGUGGAAGUGUAUGUUAUAUUCUUAGAUGAUUAUGAGAAUGCUAUUGGUAAUAAGGGAGAUAAGGGAGGUGGUGAUAACGAGGAUAAUUUUAAUAAGGGAGACAAAGUAGAUGGGGCUGUUAGUGAAGAGGAUAGUGCUCAUAGGGUUCAUUUUGGAUGCAGUGAAAGUGAUGAUGAUGAUAUGUUUGCACAGUAUAUUAGCAGUGAUGAAAUAGCCUCCAAAGUAAAAGGCUUACCUGAUGAGACCUUGUGUCUUAGAAAAGAAAAGCAGGUGAAACUCAAAGAGGGGAGAAAGGGAAAGGCUAGUGCAUGUGGGGUUAGUCCUAGUAGGGUUGAUGGUAGUGGGGUUGAUCCUAAUGGUGUUGGCCAAAGUGAGGCUGGUGCAAGUGGUGUUGGUCCUACUGGAUUGAACUUUGCUUUAAUCAACAAAUUUGGGGUUUUACACGUUGUACCUCUAUUUUAG